Porites evermanni is the source of this 669-nucleotide messenger RNA. The record is from the annotation of a GenBank genome assembly. Lineage: Eukaryota; Metazoa; Cnidaria; Anthozoa; Scleractinia; Poritidae.
AUGUUUGGCUUUGAUGGUAAUUUCCUCAGAGAGAUUGCACUGAAGGGUAACCCUUAUUCGUUGGCCUUUACCGAGUCAGGUGACCUCCUUUUCCGUGUUUCUCUUGACUUGUUGAACAGCAGAACUGCUCUCUUUACUGAAAAUGGUCAGUUUAUCAGAUGCAUCGGUGAUGAAGAUGUAAAGGAUCCUUUGUACGUAUCUGUUAUCAGUGAUGGUCGCAUAAUCACAAGUGACAUCAGCGACAAGAGAAUCAAAGUUCUUACAACUGAUGGAAAAAACUCACUUCGGUCGUUCAAAGCCCCGGAUUGUGAUGAAACCCCGGUCUGUGUCGUUUAUCACCAGGAGAAAUUCUUUGCUUCCUUUUCUUCUGUUUGUCGAGUCAUGGUAUUUAACGAAGCAGGGGAGUAUCUACAUGACAUUGGAAGCGAAGGAUCUGGUGACGGAGAGUUCUCGAAUCCCACUGGUCUCGCUAUUGACAAGUUUAGCCGUUUGAUCGUUUGCGAUGCGGGAAACAAGAGAUUGCAGCUUUUCACUCUUGAAGGAAAGUAUAUCACUCAGAUAGCUGGAAGAUUUUUUAAGGGAGGUCGUCCUCGUUAUGCUGUCAUCUCCAAUACUGGAUAUUUGUUUGUUACUGAUUCUUAUCGAGACUGUGUUUAUGUUUUCCAUUAG